Messenger RNA from Haemonchus placei, 1821 nucleotides. NCBI's taxonomy places the organism in Eukaryota, Metazoa, Nematoda, Chromadorea, Rhabditida, Trichostrongylidae. The record is from the annotation of a GenBank genome assembly.
AUGGAUGAAGAAGAAGAAAAUGUGGAAAUGACACCUGAUGAAGCGUUACAAUUUAUUAAAGCUCAAAAUGCUAUCAUGGAACCGGGCGUUUUGGAGUCGCUACGAAUUUAUUUGGAAGAAGGUUGUGGUUGCACGGAUACCGCUAUAACUUCACUAGUGGCUGGUUAUCAAGCUUAUGCUCAGUCGGUAAAUAUCAUGUCGGACUGGUUAGUGGCACUAGGUGAUCCCCAACCGGAAGAACCAAAGCCGGUAGCACCAGUCAAGAAGACAAAACGCGGUCGACGAGGAGCAAAGCAGUCAGCAAAGAAAGCAGAGGAAGAACGGAAACAGAAAGAAGAAGAAAAAGCAAAAGAAAGUGAUACUCCGAAAAGUCCAUCGAAAAAGCAUGAGCCGGAUAAGAAACUGGAACCGUUUUAUGGGAGAAUGGAGGCCGCUAAGUGUGUGGAGAAUACUUUGGCAACAUUAAUUGCAAAACAUUUCUCCCCCGAUAUUGCUGAUACAAUCUUUGAAGAUGGUGGAGUUAUCGAAUGGUUGCCCGAGCUUAUUAAUCACAAGCGAUGGCGAACACUCCUGUACGAGUUGAUGGACCAAUAUCCAAACUGCCUUAUGCUUAAUUUUGCUGUGAAACUCAUAUCGGAUGCUGGCUUUCAAACGGAAAUCAGUACUGUGAGCUCGGCUGCGCAGCAGCUUGAUAUCUUCUCAAGGGUCCUAUUGACGUCGAUUGAUACGGUAUUAACAGAACAUCGGAAAGGCUGUAUAACAGCGGCGUACGAGAAAGCGUUCUCAGAGCUGGCGGUAGGUACAGCCCAAGGUGGUCGAAUUCUGGCCGCUUGUGAGCAGAUGGCUGAGUCGUUACGAGCGGAAAUGGAAGGUCGUGAGCACGAGACAACCGCUUUGCGUACUGCACUUGCGCAAACGGCCGAUGAUCAGGUAGCUUCACAUUUCACUCAAGCCCUUCUAAAUAUGGUCAGCAAAGGUGAACUGAAUCCAGCUGAUGUAACGAUCAUUUAUGAUCAAUACAUCUUACCACUACCGCCUCCAAUAUCGAUUAUUCGGGAUCCAAUAUUUAUAGAGCUCUUGUUAGACUCGUUGUUUCACUUUGAAGGCCCGAAGACUCUUCCGGAGCAUCGUUUCAAGUACAUCUUCUUAUUAGCAUGUGCUGCAUCAGUGUCGGAGACCAGAAACAGCAAUGGGCGGCGGACGCAAUCACGCUUGGAACUUGAUAAUUGCCGUCAAUGUCUCGAUGAUGUCGUCAGUCUUUUGGAGAAUAUGGAUGACCUGUUAACGGAGCUAAAUGAAUUGCUACAUGCCAUCAAAAUGCCAGUCGUAGCUGCUGGAGUGCUUCACUAUAUACAAACGUUAUUGUUAUCCGAAGAAAAGACAGGAGAUCCUCCCGGAGCCGCCUUAUGCCUUCUGGACCAUAUCUCUACCCUUCAUCCGAACUUACAUGCUAAAGCUUUCGACGUAUGCUGUCAAUUGUAUGAAAAGAUAGCUGGAGAGAAUGAAGCCGCUGAGUCUGCUUUCAUACUCAGCGAACUUGCGGCCCUUGUCGCUGCUGUUAAAGUAAUUAUGGAACGUCAACGGCUUGUCGUCGAUCGCCUCGUGCAUUUGUUAUCGGUGGGCGGAACGAUCCCAGUUCUGGAAAAGGUGUGGGAGAUGUUCCGUGAUGGACAAAUAGAUGCGUCUCUGGUGCGGUACUUCGCGACGGAGAUUCUCGAGAUAAUCGCCCCACCAUUUUCUGAUGAUCUCAUUAAUCUCUUUUUGCCUUUGGUUACUGAUGAGGAAAUCUUUGAUAAAGCUGCUCAUGUGAGUUUUUUCUGA